This is a messenger RNA of Nasonia vitripennis (jewel wasp), 8761 nucleotides long. RefSeq names its product brefeldin A-inhibited guanine nucleotide-exchange protein 3. The transcript has 25 exons. The coding region runs from base 66 to 6584 and encodes 2172 amino acids. NCBI's taxonomy places the organism in Eukaryota, Metazoa, Arthropoda, Insecta, Hymenoptera, Pteromalidae. Gene Ontology annotation, biological process: regulation of ARF protein signal transduction. The record is from RefSeq and is a predicted model, not a curated record. Gene Ontology annotation, molecular function: guanyl-nucleotide exchange factor activity.
GCGGACAUAGAGCGCGAGUCGCGUCGUUGGCGGCGUCGCAGCAGCUGCUGCUGUGCAGUCGUGUCAUGGAGGACCUCCUGCUGCAGAUAGUCAAGGAGGCGCAAAAUGCCAAGCUACAGAUCCUCAAGAAAGCUGCCCAGGAUGCUUGCGACUUCCUGGACAAGCAGCAGGGACUGCUGCGCGAUCCACCGCAUGAACUUCGAGCCAAGUGCCUCCGAGCGUUGCAGCUCGCGCUGGAGACCAAGAGGAGCAAGUUCGUUGCCUUCGGGCUUGCCGGACUGCACAAAAUGCUGCGGGACGACAGAUUUCAAUCGCCGUACGAGCCGGAAGACGAUUCCCUGUGGCUUCCGGCUCAGAUGCUGCACGCCAUGGGCUCGAUUCUAUCGCAGUCCGACGACACCCAAACCGACAUGCUCAAAGUACUCCUGCAAGUCGCCUGCUGUCCGUAUUGGACGAUGAACGGCCGGUUGAUAAUCGCUAUCCUGACGACCUGCUGCGAAGCUUUCGAACACGGGAAUCAGGCGGUCAGAACAGCCGCUCAAGCGGCCACCAGUCAGACACUCAGAUCGUUCUGUUUGUUUCUCGACGAAGAGUGCCAAGAGAUGGACGAGAACGCCAGGCGCAACAAGAACAUACGCGAGCGCGGCGUUUCCUGCUUCAACGAAGCUUUGCCGAUACUGCAAUACAUCUGCUGCAAACUCGACGAGGCACAAAAUGCCAGAAACGGCAACACGGUGGUCUUCCUGCUGGAGUGUCUGCACACGUUGAUCUCGUCGCUGCCCCAGAAGAUCCACACGAACGCGCACUUUACGACUUUUCUCUGGCAAAAGUUUUGUCCGGCGUUGAUAGCUUUUCUCGGCACGCCAAGAGUCGAUAAGAGCUUUACGUCGCGAGAAGGUAAGGACGGAGAGCUUGGACGUGGCUCGGGGUAUCUCACGAGCUCGCUCGGCUUUGACAGUCAUCAAGCUAAGACAGUGUACAGUAUUGGAACGGAGUUGGUGAGGCUCGUCGGUUGCGUCGGGCCACUUCGUCCCGUUUUGGAGUCAGUCUUCCAUCGAAUGCUACUUUAUCCGCCGCCGCAGCAACGCUUGGAGCCUCUCAAGGCUUUAAAGGAGCUUUUACGAAGCCCCAGUCGAAUCGUCGAUUUCGCCGGGCCACUUCUCGUCGAUGAGGAGAAGUCCAGUCAGCUGCAGAGCGAUAUGGCCCUCAUGAGACUAGCGAUGGAUUCGAUCGAAGAGUCGACGAACGCGGGUCUAUCGGUGCUUCAGGCAAGUGUCUCCUGCGUCGUUGCGAUGCUAUCCGCGCUGCAGGAGCUUUGCGAGGGCAAGGCUAUCAGUCACAAUUACACGUGUACCAUCAAUGGCCUCUACGAGGAUCUUGAGUCCUGCGACUAUAGGGGACCGCUCACCUAUCAAAGCAUGGCGAGGCUUCCCAAGACUUAUAGAGAGCAACUAGAACUCAUGAAGAAAAGCAACGUCUCCGACUCCGACUCCUCGGGUCACGGUCCGUCGGAAGACGGCGACUCGACGGACACCGAAGGUCCACCGAACGAGUCAGCCGACGACGCAGCCGAGGACAACAACAGCCUCCUCGAGGAUACCGAUUACGCCUUGGCGAAUGAGCGGGAGAGACUUCGACUAGAAAAAUUGCCAAAGUGCUUGCACGUCGGCCGCCAAUUCGCCGAGGAGUGUAAUGUCGACGUCGAGAGGCACAACGCGAGGAAGUUCGUUAAAACCUUGCGACAGGACCUCGUGCCUACCGUCCUUGGAUUGAGGAGCAACAUCGAGGUGGACGAGGCUCUGCAGAAUUUCGCUUCGGAUUACUGUCAAGGCGUCUUCGCGGCGCAGCAGAGGCUCCAGGAUCAAAAGGAAUCGCACGCCGAUAACUGCGCUCUGAUCACGAUUAUGAACGCCGACGGGAUAUACCUGGCAACCUACGCGGCUCUUCUGCUGAAUCUCAAGCUGAUCCGAAUGAAUUACUACGAGGACGAGAGUCGCCAGGUGCCGAUGAACGAGGAGCAAUUCGUAGAAGAGGUUCACGGUUCAGGCGUCCUGGUCUAUCUGUCCGCCACUUGGCUCUCGGAGCUUUACCAGCAGAUCCUAGCUUGCAACCUCUUGGAAAAAUGCGGCUAUAAUCCAACCUCGAGCGAACACAACGCGCUGGUCAACGUCUUGAUAGACGUUGACGGUAUCGUAGGUAGCCAUCCUGGUGGUCAGUUACUCUCGGACUACUUGAGACUGGAGAAAGCUCAGCUUUCACGAAGCGAACCCACACCGGAGGCUGAAGCUGGGGCUAAGCUCUCCAGGAGGGUAUUGACCUGCUGUUGGGAUAGUAUGGUAGCUGUGCUGUCUACCGGACUGAAUCCUUGCAAGGACGAGACGGGGAAGGGGAUUCUAGGGAAGGACGACGGGAGGAGGGGAAUCAAGGAUACCAUCGUUUUGGCUCUGGAGGGACUGCAUAAGGCUGCGACGCUCAGUAAUGUUUUAGGUCUGCAAAAUCGUUGCGGUGCAAUCUUCGCACUGCUGGCCAAAGCCGCCUGUUCCGAGCAGUCAAUCUCGAAGCUGAGGCGCACAAAAGACGUUCUCCGGCUGAAGCUUCAAAACAAGGCCACAAAUCUGCACACGUCGCACGCACUAAGCAUGGAAGUACUGCUGGCGAGGGGCUUGGAACUGGGCAGUCACGGAAGCGACUGCUGGCCGCACGUUUUCACGUGCUGUCUGUACGUGAGCAAGCUGGAGCACGACUUCUUCGGUAAGAAUCAGAAUCUGGCUUUUCCGAAGGCUGCGAAGAAGGAAAAGAAGGAACCGGCGCAUUCGAACAGCGACUGCAAGUCGAACCAAGACAGGCUUCGGCUUAGCUUCAAUAUCGUUGACGACGAUGACGACACGUGCGUUGACGUCUACAGCUUCCUGCAAACGCCUUAUACCCAAAGCACAGCGACGGAAACGAUCCCCGAGAUAAUCCUGGAAUCGAACGCGGACAACCAGUUCAACGGCAUCCUUCCGGCCGAUUACGCCGCGAAGAUCGUCUGCGUAUUGUCGCAACAGGUCGACCGGCUGUUCGAAGACGCGGCGCUGAAGCUGAAUUUGCGUGCGUUGUGCUCGUUUUUGCAGGCGCUGUGCCGCGCCAGCAAAGAUCAGCUGUUCAAGAGCACCGGCGGCUCGCAGGAGAACCGCAAGAUCUGGUGGCGAAGGAGCAAGCCGCGCGAGGAGGAGCUUAAUGUACUGUUACUCUCGAGGCUUGGCGAGGUAAUGCUGAAGUGCGUGAAAAGCGGUCGACCGUUGAUCCACAUAAUGAGGGUCUGGAGCAUACUGGGGCCACAUUUCAUGGAGGCGGCUUGCCACAAGGAUCGCGGCAUUUCGAAAAAGGCGGUGGCGUGUAUCCACGACUCGAUGGCCGCACUGCUCAACGAUCAGCUCGAGCUGCCCCAUUUUCACUUUAACGAGGCGCUCUUCAAGCCCUUCGAGAACCUCCUGUGCCUCGAACUCUGCGACAGCGACGUCCAGGAUCAGAUCGUUAGCUGCAUCUGCGAGUUCGUCGAGACGAACCGCACAGAGAUCCGUUCGGGCUGGCGCCCCUUAUUCGGCGCGCUGAAGGUCGCCUCGGUCGGUAACGCCGAGAGCGUCGAGUCGGCUCCGCUGCUCGAGGUCUUCCGCGUUUUUCUCAGCACCGACAACACUCUGGUUUUCGCCAACGCCGCCCUCGACUGUAUCCUCUGUCUCUUGAGACACGUGCGCGGGGGUAUCGGUGAACCUGAGACGCCUCAGGCUGAAGCUGAACAAGCGAACGACGUCGACGGCCGCAGGAUGAGGCUGUGUCUGGAGAGUCUCAAGUACUUGGUGAGCUGCAGCGACAUUCUAGCUUCCAUGUAUCGUAUGCCUGCCUGUCCGAUCUUUCACUCGGCUCAGAGGAUCCAGAUGUCUAGUUUGCCUCAGUACGUUGACCCGAUUAUACCUAAUCUCGAAGUUGCGAGAUUCGAUAGGAAGACCGAAUUUUUGCACGACGUCGUGCCGGAAGUCUCGUACGAACUGCUGUCAACCUCGCAAGACACAAAGGCUGUCAGUUUGCAGAGCAUGGAUCGUCCGAGUGGAAUACUCAGGGUUUGGUAUCUACUGAUCGAAGGCUUAGCGAGCGCGACCAUGAUAUGUCCCAAGAGGUACCAACCGCACACUUUGGAGACACUGUUCCAUCUGCUGAGGAACACUUUGAACACACCCGGUCCACUAUUCGGAUUGUACUGCGUCAAUCACUUACUGCUACCUAUGGUCCAGAACUGGCUGAGAAAGACUUCGAAGAUUUACAGGGGAUGGGACAACUUUGCCCCAAAUUUCAAGCAGUGCUGCGGGCUCACCACUGACUUGGUCGUUGAUUUCAUCGUUUGUUUGCAAGGACCAGACGUUAAGAGGAACGAAGCUUAUGUAUCGGCGACAACUUUGAUGUUGAAGCAGCUUUUCCUGGUGAUGGCAGAGUGUGUCGUUCAACCGACGGAGAGCAUCGCUCGGCUUGGCUGCGCUUGCAUCAGGCACGUACUGGUGAGCAGUGGUCCAAACCUCACAUCCGAGCAGUGGGAGGUUUGCGGAGUGGCCUGUCACCGGGCCUGUUCGAAUUCGCUGCAGGAGCUGCACCAGCUGACGAUGGCGUUCUCUCCGCGUUCCGAGUCCUUCUACGGCGACGCGGCUCAGGUCAAGGUGGCCGCGAGACGCGACGCUACACCCGAGGAGACCGAGAGACUUCGACAACUCGCCGCUCAGGUGUUUCUACUGGAGGAGCAGCGGUUAGAGGAAGCAACGGAGCCUCCGGACGAGAAAUCCUACGUCUUCCUACUUUAUCCACCUUCGGUGGCCUCGACCCUCAAUCCCGAGCUCUACAUUGUCCGCGUGCAAAUGAGAGCUCUGGUCGUCGGUCUGAUCGUGCAUCAGAUGCUGCUCCACUGCAUCGCCAGUGUACUUCUACAGGGAACUGAGACUCCUGUGCCGAGUCUCUCCAACAUUUUGAUGAGUCCCUCGGUCUCCUCGCCCAAGACCCAAUCUCCUAUCGGCUUCCUGAGCCACUUGGAACCCCGUCACAUGGACACCUUCCUCUCGGCCCUCGACCUCUCCUACGCAGCUGCCCUAAAAUUCGAUUCCCGACCAGGUCUCAAGUUCCUCCUCCAAAAAGUCGCCAACCUCCAACGUCCAGCCAACCUGUACCAUCAGGCCAGUACCGCCUGGACCAUCAAGAUGUUCACCUUAUUCGAGCUUUGUCUGAAAGAGUUGGCCCUUGGUAACGUCAACCUUGACUCCAUGAGGCAGAUUCUCAGCAGCGAAGGUCGAGCCGAUAGCAAGUAUCGCAACCUAAUAAAGUACCUGAACCUCCUGCAGACGACGUUUGACGAGCUGUGUGGGACUUAUGUCGACAUUGCGUUGGACAGGGAUGGGAGGUAUACUACGGUGGAUUCAAUCGCUGACAGGAAGUUUUUCUUGCUGGUAUCGCAGCCUGACGAGUAUACGGAGGUCGUUGCCGAUGAGCCCAUCAACGAGAACAACCGAGUGGUCUACAGCGCCACACCGAAUUCCGAGGACGACUACCAAGAGGACGACGGCGUGGCGAACUUUGACGAAAGUGCGUUGAAGGACCUCGGAGUUAACGUCAUCGAAGACGACGAAGACGUGCGGCCUUUCCGUCUUUCCGAUCUGGCUGCCGAUUACUCAACCGAUUCGGGACCACAGUCCGAACCUGAGACGGACGAUUCCAGACCGGUAUCAAGACUGGGCUCCAGCAACUCGAGGACGGCGUAUCUGGACAGGUCGGGAGGUGCGACGAGCGAGGACCUUGUGGAAUCGGCUAACGACUUCGUUACCGAUACUCCCGAGUUGUUGGACGAGAAGAGGAUAUGCAGGCCCAAAAGCACUUUCAGGGAUCUCAAGGCAUACACCCCAGAUUUUCACAAGCUGGAUAGGGAGGAGGUCGCUGAUAAAGAAGAGGAUGCGGAGGACUCCAAGAAGAUGAUGAGGAAGAGCGACGACUGUCUGCUGUCGAGAAGAUACAAUCUAAAGUUCAUCCAAAAAGGCGACCUCACUGCCAACGACAAACAGAGCCUCUACUUCCGCUCGAAAUCCAUGACGGAACUUCGCAAAACCCGCGACUCUCGCUUCCCUCCACGUCAACAUUCCGCGAUCGCCACCACCUUUCACGAGUCCGAGGGACCAGAAUCGACGUAUCAACCCCUUGGCAACGUCGAGGAGCUUCUCGAGGAGUACGAGCGCAGCAAACGGGGCUUCCGAACGAAUCCCUUCCUCCAAGACGAGCAGGAGAAAAUGCUGAUUGCGAACAGGUGUAUGACCAGUAUCGACGACGACGGAUUGAUCGGAAAAGAGGCUAAUAAGGACAGCGAGAUCCGCAGAAGGGUCUGGGCCGAGACGAUCGCUGCGUCGCUCGAGUACGCGCUGGCGCUUACGGACGAGCGAUUGGCGCCGCUGCUUCCGGUUCUGGUGGGCGGUAUUCGGAUCUUGACGCGACACGCGUACGAGCCGAUCCUCAAGCAACGAUUGUCGGCUCUGUUUCAUCGUAUCGCCCAGAUAUAUGGACUGGCUACUGCUAAGUAGCUGUAUAAGUACGAAGAGGCUCUCGAUAAAGGGAGCUUGUCGACUUAUGGCUGCAGAAAGUUUUGAAGAUAUGAUUUUUGAGUCGUUUAUACGUUCUUUUAAUUUCGAUGAGUUGCAGAGUAGUGGUUGUUCAAUGAUUUUCUGAGGAUAUUAAACUUCUAUGAUUUUAGUCACUGUAUUAUAAUGAUUGAUGUAUCGAAGAGAUAGGUUCGUAUUUAUUUUGAGUUUUGCACUUCAAGAUCGCAUAAUUUUUGUAAGAAAAUGAAGAGUAAAUGUAAAAAAUGACAUGAUUCUUUAAAUACGCGGAUUUUCAAAUGUGUUAUUCAGUAUAACACACUGAAGAUAAUGACUGAUUCAUCGAUGUUAAAACUCUGCCUCCUCUGGCGAAACAAAUUUGUAACUUAAUUCUAACUUACUCAAGAAAUGUACCUUAAAGACGGCUUAUUAUUUAAAUAAUUAUAAAUCCUAAACAUACAAUAUAAUUAAUAUGAUAUAUCGCAUGGAUAUGUUCCAGAUAUUAUAUUAUACAUUAUUAUCCAAUUAUUAAAUUCUGCCUAACUUAUUUUUUACGACUGAUCAUAUUAUAAUUUCUUAUCUGUAUAAUUCAAUUCCAUGACUACUGUUAUAAUUAAUGGGAAUGUAUAUUUAUCUAUAAUUAUUUAUAGUAGCUAGAAUAAACCGAAUAUCAAAACAAAACCAAAUCUCUAUAUCUUGUUUGCUGCAUCGAAGAAAAUUUAUGAAAAAAAAAAUGACUACAGAGAAAUCGAAGUGUCAUACUUUUAAUUGAUUAACUCUGUAUGUAUAGCUUGUUAUACUAUAUGAAUACGCAGAAAAUGAAAUAUAUUUUAUGAAUGAUUAUUUUAAAAACAAGUAAGAAGUAGAUAGGAACCAAAUUACCAUUACUAUAUAUUAAAAAUUGAACUUUUCGCUAAUGCAUGUAAAUUAAUUAUAAAUUAUCCGAUUAUUGAGUAUUGUAUAGUUAGUUCGUCUUUUCCCUUAUGUUGCUCGGAUGCACAAUAUACGGCUGUGGUAGAAAAUGAAGCAGAAAAUAGACGAACAAUGCGACUGGCUCGACUCGAACAAAGAAAAAGUAUUACAUUAUUGCAUAAAGUUCGUUACAUUAUUUUUUUUCAAAGUAAAAUCGAGAACUGGUGCUUCGAAAGGCAGGGCCCAGAUGGGUUUCCUGAAAAUUCCAAGACUAAACUGCGUAGUAUAUAAUAAAUAAGGCAAACAAAUAUAUAUAUAAUUAUAACAAAUUUUCAAAUGAUCGUUUCGUCGUUAUUGUACUCAUCUCCGUUUGCGUUGUAUAACUUAUAUAAAUCUAAGGUAAGAACCGCUAACGCAUUACGAAAUGUAUCGUAUGGUCAAAACGUCAUUGGGAUAUAUUUGGAAUUGAAUAUUAAUUUAAUUAUUGACUAUAAGAUCACGAUAAUCUAUCAUUUUUAAAUAAAAGCUUUGUACUCCAUUUUUUAUAAAAUGAUCGCGAAAGGCAUUUUUUAUUGAAUUAUCAUAAAAGUUUGUAUUUAAUGCUUUAAAAGAAAAAUAUACUAAAUCAAUGCGUGGUUCUGAAACUUUUCGUGCAUGAAUCAAUUUAACGAAAAAGUAUGUAACUCUUUUGUAUAAGUGAUUUUAAUAAUGCAAAACAAAAUAUAAUUAAAUAAAAUAAAAAAAAUAAAAACUAAACUAUGUAAAAUCUUGUUUAAAAAUGAUAGAUUUUAUUUUAACAACUUGAAAUACAACACAAUCCCGAUAUGCCUUGCAAUAAUUUUUUAAUUUACUUUUUAAAAUCAAACAAAGUUGUAUUAACUGAUAUUAGUUUUGAAAAUGCGAUAUAAGGCUAUUGAAGUUAUGGAAGAGUCGGUUCAUCUAUUAUAUGUUUUCUUCACUCAUCUUGAAGUCUAUAUUAUAAAUAAUAAAAAUUUUGGUCUCAUCCGAUUUUUGUUAUUUGAAGAGUAUUCAAAAGGCGGGAAAGUAUAUGUGUACGUGUGGGUGUACUAUAAAGUAAAUAUUAAUAUAUAAAUGGCGUAUAUUAAAUAUAUAUUUAUGUCCAGCUCGUUGCAUCGAAUGAUCGACGAUGAGCUACUUUGGAUCUGGGACGCGUAACCCGGCCGAUUGUUACUUCAGUAUUUUUGUGAAUGGUCAGCAGAAUAAUAAACGACAAUAUGUAUAUGAAAUAA